AAACUCUAGACCUUUUGGGUCGGGGGUUAGGCGCCACCAUGGCUAAGCUUUGUUCGAUCUGAGCGGUUGCGAGACAGAUGCCGUCGUCACAGAGUCUAACCCCCAUGGCUCAAAACCCAAAACCCAAUCACCUCUGAGCUCCUCCUCCUCCUCCUCCGCCUCCGGAUGAGUAUCAAUGACCCUCUGCGCCAGAGCUUCUAAAGCUUUCAAGGUACGCCUCCCUCCUCUACCCCUCUCCUCCUCCUUCCACUCCCCUUCCCUCCCCGCCACGUCACCUCUCUCCGACACCCACUACCGCGACCUCAUCUUCUCCACCAUCCGAACAACCCCCUCAGCUUUCCGCACCCGCGACUGGUCCUCCCACCGCUUCCGCCCCGUGAUUUCCGACCCGGACCUCUUCGUCCGCGUCCUCGCCCAGAUUCGGGCCAGGCCCACCGUCGCCCUCCGCUUCUUCCGAUGGGCCGAGGCCCAGCCGGAGGUUAAGCGGUCCGAGUUUGUCUUCUGUGUCAUUCUCGAGAUUCUGGCCCACCACAACAUGAUGAGGUCUGCGUAUUGGGUGAUGGAGAGAGUGAUUAGUGUAGACAUGCAUCAUGGCAUUGUGGAUGUUUUGAUUGAUGAGUAUGUUUUCGCAAAGGUCUCCAUCAAGCUGCUUGAUCUCUUGUUGUGGGUGUGCGCCAACAAGUUGUUGGUGGAGCAAUGCCUGUCCAUUUUCGAUAAGAUGAUAACCAAUGGGUUGUUGCCCCAUGUGAAUAACUGUAAUAGGCUUCUUAGGAUGCUUAGGGAUAGGAACCUUGCCAGUAGAGCUCAAGAGGUUUAUAGGAGGAUGGGUGAGGCCGGCAUCAAGCCCACCAUUGUUACUUACAAUACCAUGCUGGAUUCGUUUUGCAAGCAAGGGGAAGUGCAGCAGGCGCUUCACCUUGUCUCGGAGAUGCAGAAGGUGGAGUGCUUCCCCAAUGACGUGACCUACAAUGUGUUGAUCAAUGGCUUGUCGAAGAAAGGGAAACUGGAGCAGGCCGAGGGGCUGUUGCAAGAUAUGUUGAAGUCGGGAUUGAGGGCUUCAGCGUACACGUAUAACCCUUUGAUUUGUGGGUAUUGCAAGAGGGGACUGCUUGCGGAGGCAUUGAAUCUCGGGGAAGAGAUGGCGGCAAGAGGAGCCGCUCCUACUGUGGCUACUUAUAACUCGAUAAUGUAUGGCCUCUGCAAGUGGGGCAGAGUUACUGAGGCCAGGGACUGGUUUACUAAUAUGUUAAAGAAACGAUUGUCGCCUGAUAUAGUUUCAUACAACACUCUUAUAUAUGGGUAUUGUAGGUUAGGGGACAUAUGGAAUGCUUUUCUACUGUUUGAUGAGUUGAGACGGAGGGCUCUCACUCCUACUGUCAUUACUUAUAAUACACUCAUGGAUGGUCUAUGCAGAUUGGGGGAGUUCGAGGUUGCUCAGCAGCUUAAAAAAGAAAUGGUCAAUCAAGGAAUUUUCCCUGAUGUUUUUACAUAUACUAUUCUUGUAAAUGGAUAUUGCAAGGCAGGAAAUUUAUCAAAGGCCAGGGAGUUAUUUGAUGAGAUGUUGCAUAACGGACUGGAGCCGGAUCGCUUUGCAUACAAUACUCGAAUGGUGGGGGAAUUGGAUCUUGGUGACCCAUCCAAGGCAUUUAAUAUGCAAGAAGAAAUGCUAGCAAAGGGUUUGCCUCCUGAUUUGUUCACAUAUAAUGUUUUUGUGGAUGGAGUAUGUAAAUUGGGCAACUUGAGUGAAGCAUAUAACAUGUUGCAGAAAAUGGUACAUGAUGGUCUCGUGCCAGAUCAUGUAACAUACACUAGCAUCAUUCAUGCUUACCUGGUAAGUGGCCGCCUCAGGAAGGCUAGAGAGGUAUAUGAUGAGAUGCUGAGCAAAGACGUGCAUCCCUCAGUUGUAACUUACACAGUACUGAUUCAUGCUCAUGCAUCUAAGGGGAGACUGGAACUAGCAUAUAUGUACUUCUCAGAGAUGCAAGAGAAGCGUGUUCUGCCAAAUGUUGUUACCUACAAUGCUCUGAUUAAUGGUCUUUGUAAAGUUAUGAGAAUGGACCAGGCUUAUGAGUUCUUUACUCAUAUGGAGGAAAAGGGUAUACUUCCAAAUAAGUAUACAUACACUAUUCUAAUAAAUGAGAACUGCAACAUCGGCAAUUGGAAGGAGGCUUUGAGAUUGUACAAACAGAUGCUUGACAGAGAGAUUGAGCCUGACUUUUGUACGCACAGUGCACUUUUUAAGCAACUAGACAGAGACUAUAAACUGCAUGCGGUUCAUUGCCUUGAGAGUUUAAUUCUUGCCACAGAAGAAUCUAGCUAGUAAAGGAACUGCUGAUUCAAUCUCAGCAAGACAGUUUGAGAGGGGUUUGUCAACUCCAGACAGAAGCUAUUCUGUUACAAGCUGCAUAAAUUCUUUUGAGUUAUACAGCGAAUGAUUUAUUAGAUGGGUGCUGCUGAUGGCUGAGGUUGACAACGUGAAACUGAAAGGUCAAAUCCAUAAAUACCUCAUUUUUGUCAUUGCUAACCUAAAAGAAUAUACUUGAAAUCAGUUUAAUUGGAUUCAUUUUAUUAUUCUAAACCAUUUUUGUUGAAGAGUCGACAUCAAUGUACAGAUGAAACUAACUGUAUCAUAUUGUUCCAAAAUAAAAUCCCUGACAAAAUUGUUUGUUCAUUCUUUUUUUUUUUUUUUGACGAGGAAAAGAGGGAAGGAGAGAAAGGAUGAAUUUUUGCCAUUUUCUGUAUAAUUGUAAUGAAUAUGAUUUUGUCCGGUUAAAAUUUUACUACUA
Molecule: messenger RNA, 2786 nt
Organism: Rosa chinensis
Lineage: Eukaryota; Viridiplantae; Streptophyta; Magnoliopsida; Rosales; Rosaceae
Product: pentatricopeptide repeat-containing protein At1g22960, mitochondrial
Exons: 2
Coding region: 176-2320 (714 amino acids)
Molecular function (GO): protein binding
Source: RefSeq, a predicted model, not a curated record